This is a messenger RNA of Coffea arabica (coffee), 1128 nucleotides long. The record is from RefSeq and is a predicted model, not a curated record. Lineage: Eukaryota; Viridiplantae; Streptophyta; Magnoliopsida; Gentianales; Rubiaceae.
AUGGACUCCGGUAGUCGAGGUCGAGACCUCGAGGGAGAAAACGAACCUGAAAAUAACCAGGUAGCUACAGCCAUCCAGCGAAUGGCUGAUUUACUUGAGCAAAUGAUCGUCCAACAGGGCCAGAGUCAGGGAAAUAACUCCGAAAAUCCUGGGAGUAGUAGGGGGAACAAUGAGGGGAAGGAUCGUGCUUUAGAGCGAUUUCAAAAAUUUGCCCCCCCUAAAUUCAUAGGAGGACCCAAUCCUGAUGUGGCGGAGGGCUGGCUGGAGCGUAUGCCGGAUAUUUUUGCCGCCUUGGGAUAUAUGGAGGAGCGGCAAGUAUCGUUCGCUACCUUUCAAUUCGAAGGGCCCGCUCGGGCGUGGUGGAAUGUGGUAAAAGUCAAAUGGGAACGAGAGCGGACCUCCUGGACCUGGAAUAACUUUACCAGGGAAUUUAAUGAGAAAUAUCUUCCGCCGAUGGUACAAGAGAGACGGGAGGACGAUUUCAUUCGUCUGCGCCAAGGGGCAUUAAGUGUUGCGGAAUACGAGACCCAAUUUACUAAAUUGUCUCGUUUUACUCCGGAUUUGGUGUCAACGGAGCAAAAGCGGAUCCGUCGCUUUGUUCAAGGGUUGAACAUUGAGAUCCAAGAGGCGUUGGCGGCCGCUCAGUUAGAUACUUUUAAUCAGGUGUUAGAAAAAGCGCAGAGGAUUGAGACAGUCCGGGGUCAAGUAAAGGCAUUUCAUGAUAGAAAAAGAAGGCAGUCGGGCACCAGAAACUUUAAUGCUGGACAAAGCUCGAGAAAUGAGCCGCCCACUAAAAUGGGUAGGGGAGCAGGAGGUCUACGACCGGCGGAGACUUCAAACCAAGGAAAUGCCGGAAGGGGACAAGCGGGGCGAGGGCCCCAGAGGGGUGGCCAAAGAGGAAGGGCGAGUACAGGAAUGAGACAGACCUGUAGUUUUUGCGGAGGCAAUCAUACCGCCGAUAAUUGCUGGAAAAAUAGUGCUGUCAGGAGAUGCUUUAAGUGUGGCAGUACGGAGCACCUGAUUGCACAAUGCUCGAAUAUGCAGACCGAAGGAAGCACUUCUCGGGCAGAAGGGACUACGCCAAAACUAGCAAAUGUAGCAGGGAACCGACCGAAAGUGCCUGCGUGA